CUUCGUGUUACAUCCCUGUGCUGUGAACAUCAUCUUGUGAACAUUACAACUGGGUAGUUUGAGUGUUUCUGUGAUCAGCUGUGUUUCUCAUUGGAUUCAUUGAUUCAAAAGACACUGUGUACCGAGAACAAAGCAGAACACAACAGAAGAUAUUUUGAAGAACGCUGGUAACCAAAACCCCAUUGGACCCCAUUGACUAGAAUGGACAUGACCAACCCUUGAGACAUUUCUGUUCCACAAGAAAAAAAAGAGUCACAUACAGGUCACUUUACAUCCACAGGAGAGUUCCCGGUUUGUAGUCCACACAGAGAACCAGGCAGUCACUGGUAUCCUAAAUCAAUGUCCACAAAACCACCGGCAGUAUUUAGCCAGCUUCUGGCAUGCAACGUCAAUGUCCUGCAACUCGUAGCAACGUCCAGUCAGUCGCCGAUAGGUAGGGUCAAUGACCACACUCGUCGCAGCGUUCAGUCACAGUUAGGCAUGUCCAUUAACACUGAGACACAACUUGCUCAGGGCGUCUUCACGUGUCAUUGGAUCCUUGCGCAUCCGGGCUGCCUUUAGGCACUUCCACAAAGUCCGACAUGCUCGGAACCACACGAACCAGUGGCCAACACUCCUAACAUCCUCACUUUAUUUAUCUUAACCCAACACUAUCUAGAUAUCUAUGUUGCCUAUUGGCCCUAUUGGCCUCUAGCAACACACAGCGUCCUGACUGAGAAUCAUCCCUGAGCGCAUUCAGCCCAUCUGCAUCUUUUCCAGGUUUGCCGGUUCCCUGAUCUUCCCAGGUCGCCCCUCGGACUCGGACUCGGACUCGGACUCCGACUCUGGACGCCUUGUCUCUCACAUCAGGUCCCUUAAAUGUCCUCUCCGUCCAAUCACCCGUUAUUGAUUCUCAAGAGGAGACAGCGGGCUCAUGGGAGCAGAUCCAGCAAACCAGACCCCCUUACACAACCCAGGUCAUACGAAUCCCAUAUGAAUGGUGUUUGUUUUUCAAUCCCCUGCGACCUGUUCCAUCUUUGUGGCCACACCCCUGCAGACAAUACCUGGCUAUCUACUUUCACAGAGCAUUUAUUGACUUAAAAUCUGAAUCAACGGCACCAUUCUUUUCCACAGACAUUUUCCUGACACAUUCAAGGUCAGCGAUGUAUGCUAAAGAACAAAAUGAUGGGACCUCUACCAAGACCUCUAGGACCUCACAGUGCACUCAAACCUUUGCAAGUUUUAAAAGAAAACGUGAUGAGUCACCAGAUAUCACCAGCCAGUCACUGCUAUCCACAGAUUUAAUCAUGAAGCAGACAAAGGACAUCAUCAAAAAUAUUCAUAGUAAAAUUCCAGACGAAGACUCAACUCACCUAAAAUCCUAUAUUGCACAACAGAUUUUAAAUAUGGAUAAAAUGAACAAAUCCAAUAAAAACAGGAAGAAGAUAGCCUUAGGAGUUUUUGGAAGAUCAGGAGAAGGUAAGAGCUCGCUUUUAUGUGCAGUCCUCGGAGAGAGAUAUCUACUUCCAUCCGGUUCUUCUGGUGCAUGUACAGCCAUUACUACACAAGUGGAAGCAAAUCUGUGUGACUCCAACUACGCAGCUGAUAUUGAGUUCAUUUCUAAAGAGGACUGGGAUGAUCAGUUCAAAGAUCUUUUGCUAGAUUUAUCUGAUGAAUGUGAGGACAAGAAUGAUGACAUAAAUAAAAUUGCAAUAGAAAAGAUUACUGCACUGUAUGGUGCUAAUGCACACAAAAAAAAAUAUGACGAUCUCAGGAAAGACGCCAGAUCUGCUGAUAUUGACAAGCUUUUGUUGAUGAAAGAGAAGAUCAUUUCAAAAGUUAACACUGAUGACUUUGCCAAGGAGAUUUCAUAUUACAUACAGCAUACCUAUAGUAAAUCAAACACUGGUGGCUGGUACUGGCCACUUGUGAAGAGUGUGACCAUAAAGAUUCCAAACUGUCAAGAACUCUUGGAGCACAUUGUCCUCGUCGAUCUUCCUGGGACUGGAGACUGCAACAAAAUCAGAGAUAACCUAUGGAAAUCUAAACUAAGGGAGUGUUCUUCAGUAUGGAUUGUUAGUGGCAUCCAUAGAGCCAUCAGUGAUGAAGACCCCUGGGAGAUAUUAAAGCAGUGCAUUUAUCACAUGACCCAAGCAGGAGAGUGCAAAAGCAUUAAAUUCAUCUGUACCAAGAGCGAUGACAUAGAUCCAGAAGAAUACACCAGAAAUGAAUGGCCUACAGAUGAAGAAGUACCAGACAGGGAUUUAAAAGCAGCAUGUAUACGUAAAAGAAACAUCUCUGCUAAAGAGACAGUGAGAGAAAGCUUUGAAAAUUCUAAAUUAAAGAAAAAAAUGUCACUCAACGUUUUUACUGUAAGCUCAAGGGCAUUUUUUGACAAAACAUUACAUCUGGAACGGAGUGACACAGAAAUCCCACAACUGCAGGAUGUUCUGAGAAAUCUUAACAACAGCGUUAAAAGAGAACUGGCCAGAGAUUACGUCAAUGAGGCAAAGGGAAUUUUGGCCUUGAUCUGUGUGCAGUCGGAUACAGAUGAAAAUAUGGUUCACAAAGAAUUUGAGAAGAACCUAUCUAAGGCACUGGAGAGGUUGGACUGUCAGUUUGAUGUGCUUCGUUGUGUCUUGGAACAGUGUCUCACAUAUGGAGUGGAAGACUCACAGAGUUUGUGUCUUAAGAGUGCACGAUCCAUAAUAUCACCUGAUUUACCUCAUGGCAACAGAGGAUUCCAUAGAAUCCUUAAGGCUAUGUGCAAUAACAAUGGCUACCAUUGGUCGAAAGCAUGGAAUAGAGAUUUAGAUCUAAACAUGGAAUUGGCCCAACAGAUGCAUAAAAACAUUGAAGAGGAGUUUGAUUCAAUUUUUCCAGUCCAUGGUAAAACAGGGAAAUCAGUGCAAGAACAGAUUGAUAAAUUUAGUGUCAUCCAAUCUGACACUGAGGACCCCAGUUCUAACAUGUUACAUCACACUGAGAACUUCAUCAAAACAGAGGAAAACAAACUCAAGAUAAAGCUCAAAAGAGAAGUUGUUGAAAGAAAGAAGGACAUUCACUUAUCCAUUCAAAUGACAAUUAAGGAUGCAAUGGCUCCGUACUAUAAAAGAGCUGCAAAAUUCACAGGGACAGGAUCCAUGAAGAAAAUGCAGAGUACCCUGACAGAAGGAAUUGAGAAUUUAAAACAUGAGAUGUUCAAAGACGCAAAAGAUAAAGUGCUGGAGGAGUUUAGCCGUCUGGAGGAGUACAUAAAAGAAGCUCUUAACUCUGGAAUACAGAGUUCAAUAAGACUCUUGCUUUCAGGCAAAAUCACAAUGCCGGAUAUCUCUAAACACACUACAGAGCUUGAGAACCUGUUAAAACAACUGUCUGACUGAGGUCAAUGAGAAGACAAGAGAAGCCAUUCAAUUCAUAUGAGACAAGACACAUGGCAUUCUUCAGUUGUUGUUUGAUGAAAUUAGAUUUUUUUUUAAAUUGUCUGUUUGCAAGCAUUUUGCUAAAUAUAUAUCCAUUCUCUGAAUUACAUUAUUUCUCUUACUUAAAAUAUUUCAUACAUUUAUCAGAAUUGGGGAUUACCUGUAUACUUCUAAAGUUAUACUGCACAUGCACACAAUGUGUAUUUAUUGUGUAAUGGUUUAAUUUUGUGUUUGGUUACUCCUUUGUUUGACGUCAGAUUCCAUGCUUCUGAUUGGCCAACACAGCUUUAUGGUUAGGGUUAUAUACCUAUUCGUUUUUCAUGCUCUUGAGAAAAAAUUAAUAGCAUGUUUUUGCGAUUUCAUGAGGACAAGAUUUUUUAAAGGAAGAGAAAACCUACUUGUUGACUAGGCCUCAGAUAUGUGACUCAUGCAGCACUGAUUCUGUGCACAUGUGCUGUUAAUCCUGGUCACUCUAUCGUGUGUUUCUUGUUUUGUUUGGUAUUCUGUGUCUUGUUAUGGAUGUUUAUAGGUUUCAUUGUUAAUGGAUGUUUUUCUUUGGAUUAUCUCUGGUACUUUGGGACACAUUAGAAUGGCAGUCAUGGACUAUUUAACACUAAACUUUACGGGACACCUUUUCCCACUUGACACUUCAACUUUGUCACUAUUGUUACUUGCACUCAUUAUUAGGAAAAAAUAGUUUUCGUUAUCAAUAGAGAUCUUCAAUUUUCUAACUCUUUAACGCUAGAUUAAAUUAAGCAAUUAAAUGUAUAAAUAUGUAGGAACUCACUUUUGGUAAUUAAAUACGUUUUGGUCUAUAAUGUUCA
Triplophysa dalaica is the source of this 4225-nucleotide messenger RNA. Its product is annotated as nuclear GTPase SLIP-GC-like. The record is from RefSeq and is a predicted model, not a curated record. Gene Ontology annotation, molecular function: GTPase activity. Bases 1143 to 3362 code for a protein of 739 amino acids. NCBI's taxonomy places the organism in Eukaryota, Metazoa, Chordata, Actinopteri, Cypriniformes, Nemacheilidae. The transcript has 23 exons.